AUGACCCCUAUAUACACUCACGUUCCUCUCAGACUGCGUGGAGGGCACAACCAGUGCUCUGGGAGGCUGGAAGUAUAUCAUAACGCUGUGUGGGGCUCAGUCUGUGAUGAUCUCUGGGACUUCAGUGAUGCUCAGGUGGUCUGCAGGCAGCUGGGUUGUGGAGCAGCACUGAGGGCUGAUGGGAAUUCAGCCUUUGGUGCUGGUGAAGGUGUUGUGUGGCUGAACAGAGUCCAGUGCAGAGGGAAUGAGCUUCACCUGUGGGACUGUCCUCUCUCCCUGAACAACCACACUGACUGCUCUCACAAAGAGCACGCUGGACUCACCUGUGCAGAUUUGUCAGUGUCCACUACUCCUGCCACAUCAGCAUCACCUUCUGGUCCAAUGUCUCAGACAGUGAGCUCAACAUCAGUCUCUUGUUCACAAACACGUCCAGAAACACUCGCAGUUCCCCCAGUGCUUGUGAUUGUACUGGGAGUUGUGCUCGUACUGCUCUUAGUAGCAUUGCUUAUACUGAUUCAGCAGAACAGACUCAUGAGGAAAGCUCUUGCUGACUGGUACACUGGACUACACAGGGCUCCAACGGAGGCAGUUUAUGAGGAAAUCUACCAAAGACACAAUGACUUGAGAGAGAGUUUUAUUUCUCAAGAACAGCGUUCUGGGUUUGGAGAUGGAGAUGCACUUCUACCAGAUCGGAUCAAUGCAGGCAUGUCAGACUAUGAGGACAUCGCCAUUAAUGUACCAAUACCAGAUGAGACAGACGACAAACCAGAAGACUAUGAUGAUGUCAUUACCAUUGGGCAGAACUGUGCUGCUGAUAAAGUGAACACUCCCGAGAAUUAUGAUGAUGUCAUCAUUAGUGAACAGUGCUCUCAUUGUGAAUCGGAGGAAGGUCGGGAGUAUGAUGAUGCAUGGAGUAUCUCUGAAGAUAUGAGAAACCUGUUGGAUUAUGAUGAUGUGGUGGAAGAAUCAGACACUGAAAAAGAAGCUGUAUAACUCGGUGUUUUAUUUUAUUCUAUUAAAUUUUUUACAUUUAUUUUAUUUUUUAUUUAUAUUUUAUUUAAUUUUAUUUCAUUUUACAAACUUGUGAAACAGUUAUAAAUAAAAUAAUCAUUCUAUCAUUAUCAUUCCCAUUGUUUAUUGCUGUGAUAGCCAUGCGUAUGUUUGUUGGGGUUAUUGUUAUUAUUAUUUUAUUAAUUAAGAUGAAGCAGAGUUCUCUAGUAACAACACAUGAUAAUUACACUGUCUGGCAAGUGUAUGUUUUCUAAAACUUCUGUUGGAUGAAUGUAAAAAAAAAAAUAAUGACACACUUGAAGAACAAUGUUUUCAUGAAUAUUAUUCUAUGGACCAUUUCAAUGUGGUCAUGUCAUUGGCCUAUGAACAUUUCCUGCUUCUUAUCAAACUAUGUAAUAACUGUAACAAGAAUCAAUUCUAUCAUAACUUAAUGUUAAAAUAGCUAUUAUAACAUAAUUCAUCAGUAUGUUCCUUUUUUUGUAUUCUCGGAAGCUCUAGGAAUUAAAAAUGUAAAAGAGGCAACAUGUUGGGACUAUUGUUUUUGUUUACAUCCCUCAAAAUGGUGUCUAGCUGUGUUGUUGAAAUUGUACAUUUUACUUACAUGGCAUGUUGUGAUAAUGACUUUUCUAAUAACUAAA
Danio rerio (zebrafish) is the source of this 1649-nucleotide messenger RNA. The record is from RefSeq and is a predicted model, not a curated record. NCBI's taxonomy places the organism in Eukaryota, Metazoa, Chordata, Actinopteri, Cypriniformes, Danionidae.